GGCGUUCGUGCCGUGGCCGCGGGGAGGAGAGAGGAGGCAAACGAGGUGGCAGCGGGCGCGAGUGUGCGCGUUUGCGCGUGUGUUGGUGCGGCCUAGGCUCGUCGCGGCGCGCCCCGUCAGUCGACGGCGGCGAGUCGCGCGCGGCGUCUCGUCCAACUCUUUCGUUUGGCUGCACGCACACCUGCCGCUUCAGGCUUUGACGGCUCUCGAGCGUGGAGGCCGGCUUCGCGACGUGCUUUCAGUGCGCGGCGAUUUUACCCGAGCGUGGACUGAUGCUCUCGCCAAUCCUUACGUAUACUUACUGUCAAAACAUCUAGUGCCGUGACUCCAUCGGGCCGGUUGGCCGCGUGCUGUGACAGUGAAAUCGUGAGUCUAGCCGUAUCGUGCGGAUGUGCAGUGAUGGAUGAAUAGACAGAGGCGCGUUUAUACCAGACCGCCCGCGCCGCGUCGUCUGUAUUUCUGGCUGAGUGCAAGAGUGGGCCGUCAAAAUUGAGCCCAAACUGUAUCUAGAUUACAACGCCGCCCCGCUGUUCGCCUCGGAAAACGCCUCCAGUGAAGUGUGGAGUGCGGGCGGCGGGGCAGGCGCCGGCGCAUCAUGCGGUAGCAGCGGCAUGGACCUCAAGCACGAGGUGGCGUACCGCGGGCUAGCAGGCGCGGUGAAGGCCGAGCCAGGCGUGAGCCACAACGGCGCGGCGAACGGGCACGUGCGGGACUGGAUGGCGGGCGGCGCGGGGGCCAACUCGCCGUCGCCGGCGCCGCAGCCGAACAACGGGUAUUCGUCGCCGCUGUCCUCGAGCAGCUACGGCCCGUACAGCCCCAAUGGGAAAAUAGGUCGCGAGGAGCUGUCGCCGGCGUCCAGUAUAAACGGGUGCAGUACAGAUGGGGAGGCACGAAGGCAGAAAAAGGGCCCGGCGCCGCGACAGCAAGAAGAACUUUGCUUGGUUUGCGGAGACAGAGCCUCCGGAUACCACUACAAUGCGCUCACGUGUGAAGGGUGUAAAGGUUUCUUCAGGCGGAGUGUCACCAAAAACGCUGUAUACAUUUGCAAAUUCGGUCACUCGUGUGAAAUGGACAUGUAUAUGCGACGGAAAUGCCAAGAGUGUCGUCUAAAGAAGUGCCUAGGCGUCGGCAUGAGGCCCGAGUGCGUGGUGCCCGAGAACCAGUGCGCGAUAAAACGGAAAGAGAAGAAAGCGCAGAGAGAAAAGGACAAACUGCCGGUUAGCACGACGACGAUUGAUGACCACAUGCCGCCCAUCAUGGAGUGUGAACCCCCGCCGCCGGAGGCAGCUAGAAUUCACGAAGUGGUGCCGCGGUUCCUGUCCGACAAGCUGCUGGAGCAGAACCGGCUGAAGAACAUCCCUCCGCUCACCCCCAACCAGCAGUACCUCAUCGCCAGGCUCGUGUGGUACCAGGACGGGUAUGAGCAGCCUUCUGAAGAGGAUCUCAAGAGGGUUACGCAGACGUGGCAGCAAGCAGACGACGAGGAGGAGGAGAAUGACGCGCCGUUCCGGCAGAUCACGGAGAUGACGAUUCUUACCGUUCAGCUCAUUGUGGAGUUCGCCAAGGGCCUACCGGGCUUCUCCAAGAUCUCGCAGCCUGAUCAAAUCACGCUGCUAAAGGCCUGUUCUAGCGAGGUGAUGAUGCUCCGAGUGGCGCGGCGAUACGACGCGGCCACCGACAGCGUGCUGUUCGCGAACAACCAGGCGUACACCCGCGACAACUACCGCAAGGCCGGCAUGGCGUACGUCAUCGAGGACCUGCUCCACUUCUGCCGGUGCAUGUACUCCAUGCAGAUGGACAACGUCCAUUACGCAUUGCUUACGGCGGUCGUCAUAUUCUCAGACCGGCCCGGGUUAGAGCAGCCGCAGCUGGUGGAGGAGAUCCAGCGGUACUACCUGACUACGAUGCGCAUGUAUAUCCUGAACCAGACCGGCGGCUCCCCGCGCACGUCCGUCGUGUACGGCAAGAUCCUCUCCAUCCUCUCCGAGCUGCGUACCCUGGGCACGCAGAACUCCAACAUGUGCAUCUCGCUGAAGCUCAAGAACAGGAAGCUGCCGCCGUUCCUCGAGGAGAUCUGGGACGUGGCGGACGUGUCCACGACGCAGGCGACGCCCGUCCAGCAGUCGUCGGCGCUCUAGCAACCCUCGCCACGCUCGCCGGCCGGCCGCGGCCUGCUGUAGCCUGUAGCCUGCAGCCUGCCCCGCGGCCGGCGAACACUCGGAGAGAACGCUCAUAGACUGGCUAGUUUUAGUGAAGUGACACGGACACUUAGUCGGACGUGAUGAUUGUAUUUAUAAGGAUUGUGCAAAUUUUAACACUUAAGAAGGGCGCGCGCGCCCCAUUUCGUACGUAUUCGGUGACCGACGACGAAAAUGUGCGGGAGAUUAGUGAAUAUAUGUGUUGUUGAACGUUUGGAGAAUAUAUAUUUAGUGUUGAUCGUUGGGCGGCGGAGUCGUUCCGAGCCCGGGCGAGUCGGUCACUCGGAUACGACUCUAUGAUAAGAUUUCGUCAAUAAGUACACCUCCUAAAAUAAUCAUACGUACAUACACUACGAGAGUUUAUAGAGAAAAAAAUAAUAUAUGAAGAAUGUUUCUAUUGGAUGAAAAGAUGAAUAAUUAUGUUUAUUUACCAAAAUUAACGAUGCAUAGGUUGACCUUUUCGAUCGAUAUAUAUCUGGACGGGCCCUCGGCCCGGUUGUACAUAGAAUACGUCUGACGCGUUAUCGUGUCCGGUUUCGUUCCGAUUCGAGUUCCGUUGUCCUGUCCCGCGUCCCUCUACACGAGUAAUUAUAAUUUAUUGCUGUGAUUACAUUUAUAACAUGUUAAACUUACUUAGGCGAAAAUAAGUGUGUCUUAUUACAUAUAUAAAAAUUCUACUGCCGUCGGUUGCUUUCUUAAAAGCAUUAAGAGUCUCGUCUCUCUGUUUAGGUACUUUUGUAAUAAAUAACUAUAUACACUCGAUUCAUGUUCGCAGCGAGCACCGAGCUGCGAAGCUAGUCGCUUCCUACGGAGCCUAGACCACAGUACAACGUUCUCACUCGUAACACCUCAAUAAUUAGGGAUAAAACAUCAUUAUUAUGUAGUAUUUUCACUGCGAUAAGCAUAUUACAAUUAUUUUGCUUAAGAAAAAUCUGUAGUGCCUAAAUCGAAAUAAUGUGUCGUAUUUAUUUUCAAUUUAGAAUUAUAGGGGCAGGUUUGGCUAUCGAUUCCCAGUGUUCUUAAUUUUUUGUUACGUUUAUUUAAAUAAAUACAUAAACUAUGUUCUACUUAUUACACGUGGCGUUGCGUGCAUGUAUAAAGGCAGCUGUUAUGUAGGUUCGAUUGUAUAGAAAGCAUAGAAUGGUAGCGCCCGUAAAUGUUCUCCACAAUAAAUUAUUACGUUCGCUUAGCUACGUUCCUUAAACACUAACACAAAAAAGUACAAAAUGGCAGCUUAUUUAAUAUGUAUGCCUUAGUUUGAAAAUAAGUGAACUUUUGGCCGAGCUUACUCUAUGGGAACAAUAUAAGGUAGUCGAGUAAUGUCGCCAUGCACGCAGCGAUACGUGAAGUAGGUAUAACCUAACCUGCCUCUAGCUGAACUAAUGUAACAUCUGUACACUCGUCACUUCACCGAAGCAUGUUCUAAGUAAUCGAUCAACAAUAAGAUACCUACUGCCCGUAUUUUAGCUACAUCCAAAAGAAAUGCCUUAUUUUGCGGUACCUGUAUUGCGUACCUACAUUGUUGAUGAAUAAAAUCAUAGUAUAUAGAGAAUAAAAAAGUAAUAGAUCUCAAUUACCCAUAAGCGUUGUUCAUACUUUAGGCAUUUUCUCGUCGUUUUCUGGGCAUUCUUAUUUUUAUCAGAUGGGCAAGCAUAAUCGCUUUUAUUUCCAACAUAAAGUAACCGUCCCUUACUGGCGAUACAAGUGUGAGCAGGACGAAUGCUUUAAGUCCGACAUGAAUGCGAUAAUGCUAUAAUAAUCGUUUUUGGUAGCUGAAUGUAUACAUGUUCUUUGAAUACAGUGUCCGUCUUAAAACAUGUUUGAAAGUGUUAGCAUAGUUCUAUUUCAUUCAUAGUGUUCACAUAACAUUCAUAUCAUCGUCGAACACCAAACAACAUAACGAGUACAUAAUGCGUUAUAAUAAUGUUAGUGUCUCUAGGUGCGUGUUGAUUGUGUCUUCUUUACUAAUGAGUAUGCCACUGUGUCGUGAGUCUACAUUACACGUAUGCCUGGGAUUUUGGAAAAGCAUUUCUAAUAUACGUAUGAUAUGAAGUUGCAUGACGAUCGGGCUUGCACCGCGGGCCAUGCGCUAGUCGCUUCCAUUGAUAUCUGUUCUAGAAGUAGGCGAUUCCUAAUAAAAACGAAGCACAAAUGUUUAUUGGAAUCUUGGCGUCUUUAUGGCGUAAUUGAUAACGAACACACUGCCAUUGUAAUCGUAUGUUGGUGCGGUAUUGUAUGCGUGAGAUCAUUAUCAGGUUUUCUAUAGGAUUUUCAGUUGUUGUGAAAUGUUAUAUAAAAGACAGUCUUUGACUACCUUUACGCUAUACGAUGCCUUAUGAAGGCGCGGGCGGGUCGCCGCAGCUCCAGUCUACAUGCAGCCCGAGUCUACCGCGAAAAUCGUAUAUCGAAGUUUCGUUAUCUGCCUCUCUAUCGCUCAAUUUGCAAUAUUGAUAGAGGCAGAUAACGACAUUUCGAUUUUCGCGGUAGGCCGUCUGAGGUGAAGCGACGGCUCGCCCGUGAGCUCGAGUUUGUGACAAAUAUAACUGCCAUUCGUUAAGUAAUAGUUAUACAUCCAUGGUUGGAUUCGACGCGUAGUCACAUAACUGAUAGCUUCGUAGUUUUCGGCUUCGUCGGUGCACAGCCGGUCGUAUUUGAUACAUUUUUCGAUUAUUCGAUUUCUAAAUUGUAAUAGAUUUAUUAAGUAUGUAAUAAUGUUACAUGAAAAGUAAUAAGUAAUGAGAUACCCUAAUAUAAUUUGUGUCUUAGCUGGUAAAAAUAUUAAUAUGAAAAUAAGUUUGUAUCGCUUAUUGGGAUAAUAAUGUAAAAGUGAAACGAAACACAAGCAUGGAGGCAAUUCGAGCGACAAAGUCGCAGCAAGUACAGUACCUAUAGAGGGGUAAACGCGCAUGUGACACCUAUAGAGUUGCAAGCGCCCAUAGACGAUGUCCGCCUUCCAUCAGGGGGACCGUAUACCUGUUUGCCACCAUGGUGGUUGUGCAGGGGUAGAUUGGGAGACGAGGACGAUAAGACUGGGCGAGGGAACAGGAUGGACUAUUCAACCUGUUGCACUUCAUUGCCUUUCUGAAUCUAUUUAGUUUGCCAGUAAAUAUGUAUGAGUAGGUAUCAGUGACAGUGACCAAGCGUGGCACAUCCAGUCUAUUACAAAGUGAGGACUAUAAUGUAAUGUUGGGGAGUCUACGCCGUUUCCAAUGAAAUGUUGUACAUAGGUACCUUUAGAUUCUAUCGUCAUAUGUUUGACAUAUGUUUAAUUUUAUUCAUCUAAGAAAGUACAGAUGGCUGUUGUUAUUUUUAUAUAAUUUGGGUAGAAGUAUAUUUUUUGUAAAUGACCUCUGUAUUUAUCUUUUGUAAGCUUUGUAAGCCAUAGGGACUUAGAUAGUGAACGAGCUACGAACAUUGUGAUUGCAAUUGUAAUUUCUAUCCACGGCGAUAUAUUUGUUCUACGUGAAUAAUUAUUAUUUUCAAUGCGACGGUUUUUUUCUUAAUAAUUUUUGUUACUUCAGAGUGCAAUAUGUACAAAUAUUUACAUAUUAAAUAUAAUGUACAGUCAA
This is a messenger RNA of Cydia strobilella, 5767 nucleotides long. It is a transcript of the gene EcR, whose product is annotated as ecdysone receptor. Bases 612 to 2138 code for a protein of 508 amino acids. Gene Ontology annotation, biological process: negative regulation of transcription by RNA polymerase II; positive regulation of transcription by RNA polymerase II; ecdysone receptor signaling pathway. The transcript is spliced from 10 exons. Gene Ontology annotation, molecular function: ecdysone binding; zinc ion binding; RNA polymerase II cis-regulatory region sequence-specific DNA binding. The record is from RefSeq and is a predicted model, not a curated record. Gene Ontology annotation, cellular component: nucleus. NCBI's taxonomy places the organism in Eukaryota, Metazoa, Arthropoda, Insecta, Lepidoptera, Tortricidae.